Molecule: messenger RNA, 3182 nt
Organism: Nematostella vectensis (starlet sea anemone)
Lineage: Eukaryota; Metazoa; Cnidaria; Anthozoa; Actiniaria; Edwardsiidae
Product: transforming growth factor-beta receptor-associated protein 1
Exons: 31
Coding region: 235-2847 (870 amino acids)
Biological process (GO): vesicle-mediated transport; intracellular protein transport; autophagy
Cellular component (GO): membrane; cytoplasm
Source: RefSeq, a predicted model, not a curated record
AGCAAUGUUUUUCUGCUAUCGACACUUGGCAUGUUCUGGGGAAAUCUCAGGCUGGACUGCCCGGAAGCUACACUGCCAUAUACAGUAUAAAGUACCUACCGCACUGCAGUGUCCUUACGCUGACCUUGAGCCCGCGAAAUCGUUCCAACAUGGCGGCUCCCAUAAAAGCACAAGUCUUGUUAGAAAGUUGUAGCCCACCGAAUACUGCUAGAACUUAAGAAUUAACAUCGCAAUAUGAGUUUCAAGGCUUUUGAGCUGGUGCCAGUGCUGGAGAAGAUUAUCAGUAAUUCUUCAGACAAGCCUAAAACGAUUGAAUGUCUAGACUGCGCAGCACAAAAUUUGUUUAUUGGAACAUCUGACUGCUAUGUGUUCCACUAUAUUUUUGAUGACACCAUUUCUCCACUUGGAAGAACCACAUUCCAGGUCAACUUGCAAUCCCACAAACACAUUGGAAUGAAAAAGCCCAUCCAGCAGGUUGUUACAGCAGCUGGUAUCAACAGAUUGCUCGUUCUUUGUGAUGGUAUUAUCUUGAUGUUUAGCAUGUUUGAGCUGGAGUUUAUCCCCUCAGCAUUCCGGGAAAAAUUAAAAGGGGUCACUGCCAUUGCAAAGAAUGAUAACCCUAAAAACUUUGACCCCUUCUCUGUUGAGAUCUACAUAUCAAUUGGAAGGAAAAAAUCAAUACACAUAUAUUCUGUGGCUGAAGAUAAGAUUAUUCCAAUCCGAGAAAUAUCUCUUCCUGAUCCUCCUAUACAUAUGGCUGCUGAUGGGGGUGCUGUUUGUGUAGCUCUUGGAAACCAGUUCAGGUAUUGCAUGGUAGAUACAGUAACUGCCAAGGUACAAGAACUCUUUCAUUUUGAAGGUGAAACUACAAAGCCCCUACUGAUGAGAAUAGGAGAGGAGGAAUUUCUUCUCAAUGGCCCCACCAAUGCCAUGGGGAUGUUUGUGACUUCUGAAGGGACCUCCCAGCGUGCACCCCUUAGUUGGGUGGAGUCAGUUCAAAAUCUUGGCUAUUCCUUUCCCUAUGUGGUCACACUUUCCAGUACUUCACUGACAGUGCACAGUAUUGUGAGUCAAGACCAAAAAGCUCAAAGACAAGCCAUAUCAUUCAAGGGAGGAAAAGUGCUUUUAAAUUAUGAAAACAAAGUGUUUGUCUGCCGUGAAAAGGAGCUGUAUUGCCUUGCUCCUUUGCCAUUCAAAAAACAGAUACAAAUGCUUUUAGUUGAGAAGAAAGUUGAUGAGGCUCUGCAGCUGGCCCAUGUUGCUAUAGAAACCUGUCCUGGACGUGACAAUGAUCCCAAGCUCCUGCGUCAGGUCCAGCAACAAGCAGGCUUUGUCUACCUGACAGAGGGCCUGUUUCAUGAUGCCUUGCACAUGAUGAGAGAAGGAGGAUUGGACCCUAGAGAGUUAAUAUCACUGUUCCCUGCCCUGAUUAAUUCCAAGUGGACAUUUUUUCCAUCACGAGAGCUGCACAGCAUCAAAGAUAUAAGUGCCCUCAUGAAAGGCAGUAAAACAUUUAUGGCAGAAGCAAAGAAAUUUGUGCUAGAAUAUUUGGAAGAUGCAAGAACACUACCGAGUCUGUACUCAGAAUGCAAGGAGGAGGUGGACUCAGCUCUGCUGCGUCUCUAUGCUGAGGUCAACUCCCCAAAGCUGUUGGAGAUUGUUUCUAAUGAGAACCAUUGUGCCACUGAAGAUUCAGAAAACUGCCUCAUGAAAUAUGAGCGAUACCAUGCAAGAGCAUUAUUUCAUUCCAACAACAAAGAGCCUGACAAAGCAUUGGAUUUCUGGAGAAGAAUUGCUUGCGGAGAGCUGAUGGAUCCCAGCUUUCCCGGUCUCGAAUUCGUUGCAAUGUAUCUUAGCCGCUUGCAGAACUACGACCUUCUAUGGACACACGUUCCUUGGCUUUUAGAGAAAAAUCAAGAACUUGCUGUUAGGGUUUUCACCGAGAGACCUGGUGACGAGCCAUCAAGCGAUCGUUUACAGCCAGACUUCAUCAUCGACUACUUGCAGCGUUUUCCUGUAGCAAGAAUAAAAUAUUUAGAAUUUUUAGUUUUUGAACAAAAAAUACAGAAGGAGCAGUACCACACCCAUCUGGCUCUACUAUACCUGGAGGAAGUUUUCCGAUUGAGGAGAGAUCCCUCCACUCCAACAGAAACGAUUACCAAUGCCAGGCAAAAGCUCCGUCACAUGCUGGAGUGGUCUUCGCUCUAUCGGGUGGCGCUUAUCCUGUCAAAGAUAAAAGAAGACUCAGAUCUAGAUGCGGAGGCCGCCGCUUUAUACGGCAAGAUGGAGCAACAUAACAAAGCCUUAAGGAUUCUGGUGUGUAAGUUGAAUGACUUCAGUGGUGCGGAGCGUUACUGUGGCAUCUACUCCAAGGGGAAGGAGAAAAGCUACCGCAUGAAGCUCUUCCACACGCUACUCUCGGUGUAUUUGCAACCUGGAAGUGACGCCGAGCCGUUUGUUAGCCCAGCCAUAAAGUUGCUCAACUCUCACAUCAAUGAUUUUGAUACAAAGGAGGUUAUCAAGCUGAUACCGGAGGAGUGGUCAAUAGGCGUGCUGAGUCAAUUCCUGACUGGGUCUGUCCGGUCCAGUCUACACCAGAGCCGCACUUCCCUCGUACUCGCCGCCCUCGCUAGAGGGGACAACAUUAAGGCACGUGCGGCUAGCAUUGCAACAAGAAAGGGAUACUUCACUAUCUACGAAGACAGAUUAUGUCAAGCUUGCCGACGUCCUUUCAAUGACAGCGCUGUGGCGCGUUACCCAAAUGGUGUCCUAACGCAUGUACACUGCGCACGGAACAAGCACGUGUGUCCUGUCACUGGUCACGUGUUCUCAUCCAACCAAUCAUGAACGGCGUUUCAACGUGGCUCUUACAUUCUUGGAUGGUUGUAGCGGCAGAGAUCACACGAUUAGUAUUUUAUGAAACAGUGCCCUCAUUUUACAUUCAAAUGAAAUAAUGGUGGGAACUUUGCCCUAUGUAAAUACCUAAUUUUUAUAGCAGAACACUUAUUGAUAUAUAAUAUAACAGGAAACCGAUCUUCCAGAAAAUUGCAAAUAAUCCGGUUAAAGCGACACAUUAUUGUAAAGUUGAUUCAUAAUUGUUAAGCUUGACAACUGACGAUUUUUAUUUUUGUUAAUAUGAUCCCAAUGGCGUGCAAUUGCAAUUAAACGCUUAAUCUUUCAAA